GGCUUGUCUCUUUUGCGCCGUCGUUCGGUUCGCUCGUCGUCGCGGUCUCUACGCUCAAUUUUCGAUGCGAUUUCGCGAAUUUUGUGUUUGCAAACUAUGAAAAUGCCAGUGAAAAUGUGCUUAAUCAUGCACAAGGUUGCAUUUUAAACAAUUGAUGAAACCAUUUUCGCCUGCAAAAGAACUUAUCGUCAGCGAGAAAGCAGGAGAGAGAGAGGGAGAGAGAGUAAGCGAGAAAGAGAGAACCAACACACAAGAAAGAAAAGCUUUUUGCUCAUCACGAGAAUGUCGCACGACACGGCCACAAACGUCGGAGGAGGAGCAGCAGGAGCAGGAGCCGGAGCAGGAGGUGCUCCAUCUGUGGUGGAGUGCAGCGAUGCCUCCUCCAAGGUGGAGGUGAUUGUCUACACAAAGUCGGACAAGACACUCAAACAGAAUAUGAACGCCAAGGAUGAGACGCUCAGGAAGCGCACAUCCCUGAUCAUUGUGCCACAGCAGGUGGAUGUAGACGAUGAUGAUGAUCCAAAUCAGAAUCAGAUGCAGACCCAUGGCAAUGCCACAUCUAAACAGGAGGAAUUGCUGCUGGAGAAUGGCAAUCGCAAUUCGAUUGCCAGCAUGGACAGCAAUCAGUCAUCGGCCUCCAGUACGAGGACUACCAGUAGCAGCAGCAGCAGCAGCAGCGGUAGCACCACUUCGGAGGAUGCCCAUGCCGCCUAUGAGGAUCUACAGAAUGGCAACGCUGGCCCACCCCCACCACGCUCCAUCUCCAACUUGAGCUCCUCCUCCUCCGAGUCCACCUCCUGCUCCAGCUCCGUGGACUACUCCCUGCGGGAGCAGCUCAAGAACCUAGCCAAUCGCAGUGGGGCCGAGACCGCCGAUCGGCACUCGCUGCCCACCAAUGCUGGUGGCCUACAGCUGCUCAAGGCCAUGCCAUCAGCCACUGGCCCGCACUGCGAUGCUCUGCUCAGUCCCCAGGAGGCGCCCCUGGGCAGACGGUACGCCGAAGUGUCACAAUUCAAGGCACACGGCAAGGCGAGAACAAGUGAACCGCUAGCAUCGGUGGCCAUUGGUGGAGUUGUGACAGCCGCACCACAGAGCAACGCGGCGGAGUCAGUGAACGGCGGAAACUCUGCCAACACUGCCAGCACCAACAACAAUAACAACAACAACAACAAUAAUAUCAACAGCAGCAAUAACAAUCACAAUGGCCAACAGUCACAAAAAUCCCAACAGCAGCAGCAGCAGCAGCAGCAGUCGAACCUUCAGAACGGAGUAAACGUUGGCUCCAUGACCACAUCCUCCGGCACAAGCCAUGGGGCGGCGGCAGCGGUGGCGGUGGAAUCAUCGAAUCAGAACGGAGACAGCCGCAGCCAUCGGCACAGCAGCAGCCUGGAGCCAACAACGGACAUCGAAGAUGUUGUUGACAUGGCCCAAGGCGGCGAUGUCUUCGAAGAUGACACAGAGGCCCUGCUGCCCAAGUGUUCGCGCCGAUCCCGGGAUGAGCUCAGUCAGUCACGCACAUCUCUGGUGUCGAGCUCCGAGGGCGGCAUCCUGGCCGAGGGCGAAACCUCCAGCGAGGAUGAACGCGAUGAGGAGACCAGUCGCGAUUCCAGCGACAAUUCGCCGCCCUGCGAUCUGGGUCUGGGCGAGCGGCUGCUGCUCACCCAUCCCAUGUGGUUCCUGCCGGGCAUCCAACGUUCGGGGGCCGUUCAUCUGCUGCAGGGCAAGGAGGAAGGGACCUUCAUUGUGCGCGGCUCCAGUCAGCCCAACACGAUGGCCGUGUCGGUGCGCCUGCCCCUGGACACGGGCCCCUACAUCGAGCACUAUCUGAUCCAGUCGCACGACAAUGUGCUCAGCCUGGAGAGCUCGCGGUUCACGUUCGGCUCGAUACCCUCACUGAUCGCCCACUAUGCCCAGUGCUGCGACGAGCUGCCCGUCCAGCUGAUGCUGCCACGGCUGCUGCGCGAGGCCAACAACCGCAAGAAGCUCUCCUCGCUGGCCCUGCUCGGCCAGGAGUUCUGGAGCUAUGCCAGCAGUCCCGCCGUCCUCGGUCCGCCCACGCUAGUGGGCCCCUCAAGGGCAGCGCCACAGGACACCCAAUCUUGCGAUGCCAAGUCGCCGCUGUCCCUUACGGAGACGAGCGGUCUGGGCACGGCAACUUUCUUCAGCGAUGCAGGGCCAAAGCCCCCGGCCACAGCGCCCCCGGCACCCGGUGGUAAUGGCAAUGGCAGCCUCUUUAGUCCCACGGGCAGCGGACAGCUGAUGGGCUUCUUCAGCCAGGCGGGCACGCCCUCGGACACGACAAACUCCAGCAUGAGCUCGUUCACCACCAGCGGGGGCCAGCACAUGCAGCUGCUGAGCCCCAAUUCCGUGGACUCGGUUAUACUGACCAUGUCGCCCGUGGAGGGCCAGGGGCCAGCCGGAUAUCUGCCGCCAGGAGGGCCGCCGCCGCCCAUCUCCUGCCCACUGGCUGGAACAGCCGCAGCCGCAGCCGGCAUCGGCCAGCAGAUGAGCACCUUCAAGGUGCUGCCCAUCGAGGGAGGAGGAGGAGGAGGGGCAGGUGCUGUCGAUCAGGUGCGUCCGCAACGUCCGAAGCCUCCAAACACAUUGAAUCUCAAGCCGCCGGCGCCACCGCUGCGCUGGUCCAAGCCCCACUCGCCGGAUCAGCUGGCGAAUGGCAAUGGCAAUGGCAAUGGGAAUGGGAACAGUAAUUUCACGGUGACCACCACCGUCACCUUCUCCAUGGAGAGCGGCAAUGGGAGCAGCGGAGGAGGAGGCAUUGGAGGCAACACUGGGGGCAAGUUUGUCGAGGUGACGACACCCGCCUCCAGCAAUCCCUUCAACGCUUUGCUCAAUGGCCAGGCCAGCACCUUUCAGACGUUCGCCAAGCGCCUGUCGCCCGAGGGCGAGUGCAAGGACACGCUGUCCUCGCAGGGCUCCUCCUCCACCAACGACAGCCGCUGGCAGCUGCACUCGAGCCGCGACUCCAGCCACAGGAAGAUCCUCUCGCCGCAGACACCCAACAGCAGCAGCAGCGGUGGCGGCGGCGGCGGUGGUGGCAAGUCGCGCAAAUCACGCGCCGGCAAGGAGUCACAGCACUACAAGGAGUCGGACAUACUCGAGAGCCCGCCGCUGCAGUACUGCGCCAGCGCCCUCAGCGACAAGAUCAGCGACUACGAGGACGUGUGGUCGCACGACCCCAGCGACAGGGCCAGUCUGCUGACCAGCUUCAAGCCAACGCCCCAGGACGGGGUGCUGAACCGUCGACCCGAUCUGCUGGCCGAGACACCCAGCACACCCACAGCCCAAACACUGCCGCAUCUGACGCCCUGCGAGGAGGAGACCAUCGGCGACGCUGCCGCCGCCGCCGCCGCCAAGGACAGCAGCCAACAGCUGUUACAGUUCUCUGGCGAUGCGCCGCCACGCUCUCGGGCCGGUCUGCUUUUGCCAAAUUUAAGCCUAGUCGGCAGCCAGGCAACAGCGCCGCCGCCAGCCAUGAGCCAGUCACUGACCGAGCCGGGCGACGAUGGCGGUGAGAUCACACCGACAGCGGCACAGACACCGGGAUCGCGCAGCAAACAGGGCAGCCCCUUCUACGCGGAGCCAGCGGAUGCACUACGACAGGCGGGCCUGACCAGUGCGGCCACGGCCAUAUUGCGGCGCCAGCAUCGCAGCCAGGUGAUGCACGCCAAUCAGCGGCACUCGGAGCCGCUCAAGGGAGGACUGGGCGGCACAACGGCCGCCCUGCUGCUGCCCAGCGACCUGGAGAAGCUGGCAGGCAGCCUGGACGAGCUGAAGCAGAAGCCACAGCAGCAGCAGCAGCACCAGCAGCAACAUCAGCAGCAGCCAACGACAAAGCGGGCACGCAACCGCAUCGAUCACUGGCAGCUGGACAGCAGCUGGGAGUUUAUGGCCAAGCAGGAUACGACGGGAGAGGCAUACGACGCCUCGGUGCAGGACUGGCAGGAGAAGGAGAACUCGCUGGGACGCGACAAGGAUGGGGGACUGGGCAAGAAGAGGCCCCCACUGACAGUCCACCAGAUCAUUGCCAAGCGACUGCCCGACCUCAAUCUGCCGGAAUUGGUUCGCUGUUCGACGCCACCGCAGACGAUGGCCGGCAACGGCACCGCCACCGGUGCCGCGCCACUGCAGCCGCUGGUUCAGGGCCAGGAGAGGGAUGGCAGCGGCAGCCAGAAGUCAUUCCAGAGCCAGAACGUCGGCUGUCGCCUCUCCUCAUACGACAAUGUCUUCUGCCAGAACUCAAUGUUCGGUGGCAUCGAUUCGGCCCAGUCCGACGAUGGCACCAUAUUCUCAGAGCCCUGGGACUCAUCCCAGUGGGACUCGUUCCUACCCCAUGACGACACCACCCUCAAUUCGGACACCAUUCAUCUGUCCAAGUGCAGGCCCGCCCUGUCCGAGGACGAUACCAUUGUCGAGGAACUCAGCAGCACCAAAGACGGCAGCAACAGCAGCUGCAACCAGGACACGCUCAAGGCCAACAGGAAUGGUGCUGGACACCACAACCACAAUCACAAUCACAACAAUUGCAGCGCCAAGGCCAACAGUCGACCCAAAGUGGCCACCAUUCUGCGGAAUCCCAGCAUGCGGGAUCGUGAAGUCUUAUGUCACCCCCGCAACAAGAUGAACAUCCAGAGCAGCGGCCCCGGCGACUCACUGCGCGCGUACACGCUGCAGCUGGCCCAGGACCCCAGCUCCACCUUUGCCCGCAACAUCGAGAACUUCAUCAGCUGCACCAAGGAGUCGCGCGAGGCGGCGCCCCAGGUGGUCAUGCGCAACAUGCGACAGUUCAUGAGCGGCAUGAAGAACUAUCUGGUGAAGCACGGCGAGGGCAAGUUCCAUGCCGAACUGGAGUCGGCCCGCGGCCGACUGAAGGCCGACGAGUUCCUCAAUCUGGACGCCAUGCUGGAGACGGUGAUGCAUCAGCUGGUGGUGCUGCCGCUGCGCGAGCAUCUCUAUGGCAUCUUCGUGGACUACUAUACGCGCAGCGAGGACAUUCAGCUGCUGGCCCAGAACGUGCGCUAUGCCUGCGAACGGGAGGCGGCCGACUUUGGCAUCCGGCCCACCGUCACACCGCCCUCGCAGACGGCCCUGCGACUGAUUGCGAAUUUGCUGUGGCGCCUGCAGGAGGCCGAGCUGCCGCUGGACAAGCUGGAGCUCUUCCUGUGCGUCAUCUCGACGGUGUUCGAUGCGACGGGCUGUCCCCGGGGCCAGCAGCUGGGCGCCGAUGACUUCCUGCCCGUGCUCGUCUAUGUGGUGGCCAAGUGCGGCUUUGUUGGCGCCGAAAUCGAGGCGGAGUUCAUGUGGGGCCUGCUCCAGCCGACGCUGCUCAAUGGGGAGCCGGGCUACUACCUCACCGCCCUCUGCAGCGCCGUUCAGGUGCUCAAGACGUUCAUGGCCUCCGAGGGCGAGAGCGGCAGUGGAUCCCUCGACUGGCGCUCCAGCUGCCUGCCCGCCUGCUCCAGCGUGCUGCGGGUGAUCAUACCGGAUGAAUGCAACGGCUCGCUGCAGACCCGGACACUUCCCGUGCGGCCGCACACGACGACGCGCGAGGUGUGCCGCAUCAUUGCCCAUAAGGCACGGAUCACCAAUCCGCAGGACUAUGCCCUGUUCAAGCUGGUCGACGGUGAGGAGACGCUGCUCAGCGAUGCCGAGUGCCCGCAGGAUGCACGCCUGGCGGCCAAGGGCAAGCACUGUAUGCUCGCCUACAAGCGGAUCGAUGCGAAGAUCGCCUGGCCCACCACACAGCCGACAGGACAUUGAGCAGCAGCAGCAACAGCAACAGAAUCUGAAACUGAAACUAAAUCUGAAUCAGCAUCCUUUCCUGCCCUGCCCUGACCGGCCCUACCCUGCCCCAUCUUGCUCACUAACCAAGCAUAUUUGAUUAAUAAUUUAUUAUUAUUACAUUAAAAUAUACUUAGUAGCCUGUAAGUAAAGCUAAUUAACGCUAAUUAAUUAGAAAACAUCUAAUGUGUACUAAACAACAGUAUUGAGUUAAGCGUCGUGUUUUUUUUAUCAUCAUCAUCACCCUAUCCCCAGGAACCCCCUCCCUACCCCGUUCCUGCACCCCGUUCUUUUU
Messenger RNA from Drosophila obscura, 6094 nucleotides. RefSeq names its product protein sprint (gene spri). The record is from RefSeq and is a predicted model, not a curated record. The transcript has 11 exons. The coding region runs from base 283 to 5778 and encodes 1831 amino acids. Gene Ontology annotation, molecular function: small GTPase binding; guanyl-nucleotide exchange factor activity. Gene Ontology annotation, biological process: signal transduction; vesicle-mediated transport. Gene Ontology annotation, cellular component: endocytic vesicle; cytosol. Lineage: Eukaryota; Metazoa; Arthropoda; Insecta; Diptera; Drosophilidae.